Molecule: messenger RNA, 2149 nt
Organism: Polistes dominula (European paper wasp)
Lineage: Eukaryota; Metazoa; Arthropoda; Insecta; Hymenoptera; Vespidae
Product: nose resistant to fluoxetine protein 6-like
Molecular function (GO): acyltransferase activity, transferring groups other than amino-acyl groups
Source: RefSeq, a predicted model, not a curated record
UGUAACAAUAAAAGAUAUACUACUCAAAUAAGUGAAAGUAGCCUAAAAAUUGAAUUUUUUUGACAAUUAUUAUACAUGAAUUAAAAAAAAAUUCAACGAUUGUACAACAGAACAACAUCACAUUGUGAAAAUGGCACGUCCAGGGUUCAAAUUACUCGCAGGAUUGCUCUUUUUUCUUAAUUAUUGUACAGCAAAUCAAAUGAAAGAAUUGAAGAUCCAUACGUUGCCUGUUUAUGCAAUGUUAGCAAACUCAGGACUUUUAAACUCAACUCAAUGUGGAAAGGAACUUACUGAAUUUCGACAAGCCAUUGAUCAGCAAAAAUUAUGGAGUUUGAAAGUAUUUUAUUUUUUUUAUUUAGUAAUCGAUGCUAGCGGCGAACCGAGAUCAGGAUUUAUAUAUGGCAAUAAUUAUUGGUUGGGUAGCAGAAGUCAAUGCGAAGAUGCAGGAAACAGAGAGCCCUAUGAAUUGUCGCCAGAUGUAUUACGAAACAAUUCAAAAUAUCGUCAUAUGGAGGAGGAAUUUCCACCAUUCAAAGUGAAAUUUUUUGUUGCUAAUUUUCGACAUAAUAGCACUUUACAAUAUCACUUCGAAUUGCCCGAAGAAGAUUUGAUAAUAUUAGGUAUGUGCUUACCAGAAUCCUGUUCGAAGGACCAUCUUUCUACUCUUCUAGAAAUCUUGUUGAGAAAUAGAACUCUUUUUAAAGGCGAAUUAUAUUCAGCAGAYUUUACGUUGGUUGAAGUAAGAGAUCUAGUCGAUGACCAUCGAUGGUUAUUAAGUGGAACAUUUAUUACAAUGACAGCAAUAAUCAUACUCACAUUACUAUUAAUGAUAAUAGGAACGGCUUACGAUCUUCUGAUAUAUCAAAAACAAUUAAAGAAACAUUACAAAUAUAUUCAAGACCGAGACAAUUUACAAGCAAGAGGUGACACACAAGCACCAAACGAUAAUAACAUUGAUCAACCGGAAAAACUAAAAUACCAAAGUUUUCUUUGGAACAUGUUUUUAGCUUUUUCUGCAUAUUCAAACACGAAAAGAAUAUUUAAUAUGAAAUCUGAGAAUGCUGGUAUUCCGGUUAUACACGGAUUAAGAUUUUUURCSAUGAUAAUGAUUAUUUUAAUUCAUGUAUCUUACUUUUCAAAGGAUUUUGUAGAAAACCGGUCAAUUGCUAUAAGAAAAAAACAAGAAUUUUUUGGUCAAAUARUAUACAAUGGAGGAWURCUGGCAGUUGAUACAUUUUUUUAUAUUGGUGGUUUCCUAGUCGCAUACUUGUAUGUAAAAAAAGACAUGAGCAAGAAUAUAAGUAAACCGAAUGAUUAUUUAAAUACAAUAAAAUUAUAUUUUAUCGUUCUCCUGAAAAGGUUUAUUAGAUUGACACCUACAUUCAUGGUAUUAAUCGGAUUAGUGCAGAUAAGUGCAACGUGGUACAGUAAAACGUCCCUCUUUCCCAUAACGGAACGUAACCACGAAAAUUGUCAAAAAUAUUGGUGGAGAAAUAUCCUUUAUAUUCACAACCUUUUUAGUCUACAAGAUUUGUGUAUGAGUUGGAGUUGGUACUUGGCGAACGAUAUGCAGUACUUCCUCAUAAUAAAUUUUCUGUUAUUUUUAUCUUCAACGUACUUCAAAAUAGCAGCUAGUUUGUUGGGUAUAUUGUUUACCUCGUCAAUAAUUCUUACUGGCUACAUAUCAUACAUUUAUAAUUUUAUUCCUACAAUGGAUAAGGAAAUAAAUUUAGCGGACGUACUAUACUAUYCACCAUGGACCAGGAUAGGACCUUACAUAGUGGGUGUGAUGACUGCGUAUAUUGUUGUCAAAUUAAACAACAAAUUAUUAUGGAAAAGAGUAAACAAAUAUUCUGAUCGUUUAGCGCUUACAAAUACUUCAUUAUCAUAUUAUUUUCUUGAUGAUGUUGAUGUUUACACUAAUGUUGWUAAAACUGAUUUUAGAAAAMAAUAAUACUCUUUUCGAURCUGGCCAGUUUAUGUAAUUUAUUAGUACUGUUUGGAUUAUAUUUGAGAAGAAUGUCAGUUUUAACUACUGCUAUUUACGUUGCUCUCAGUAGAACUGUAUGGGCAAUUGGUAUUGCAUGGCUAUUAAUAGCAUGUUGUACAAAUAAUGGAGGUAUAAAUAAAUAUCUGAUUCUAUUCUUCA